Phlebotomus papatasi is the source of this 1940-nucleotide messenger RNA. Its product is annotated as protein brown-like. Gene Ontology annotation, cellular component: plasma membrane. Gene Ontology annotation, molecular function: ATP hydrolysis activity; ABC-type transporter activity; ATP binding. NCBI's taxonomy places the organism in Eukaryota, Metazoa, Arthropoda, Insecta, Diptera, Psychodidae. The record is from RefSeq and is a predicted model, not a curated record. The transcript has 3 exons. Bases 64 to 1881 code for a protein of 605 amino acids.
AGUAAGAGAAACAGGGGCAGAUGAUGAAUCUGCCGAAGUGCAUCCACUCAGUCUCUAGUAAUAAUGGAAGUAACACUGCGCUGGGAGGAUGUUAAUUACAGCAUCCGUCGGAAGAAUAGUUCUUGGUGGCGGCGGUGCAAAAGAACACCAGAAAUCCAUCAUAUCCUUCAGAAUGUGUCCGGUGAAGUAUCCACUGGUGAUCUCGUUGCCAUUGUGGGUGCAAGUGGAGCUGGUAAAACCACUCUCUUGGCGGCAAUCUCUAGAAGAAUUCGUGGAAACAAAUUGGCGGGAAAGUUCACUAUCAACUCGAGGGAAGUUGAUCGCGAGGAAAUGACAAGUAUCUCGGGAUUUGUGCCACAGAGUGAUAGUCUGAUCAAUGCUCUGACCGUUGAGGAACAUCUAAUGUUUAUUGGGUUACUCAAAUAUUCCCGGAAGAUGUCACAAAUUCAAAUAAGGACAGCAAUUAAGAAAAUUCUUGUACAACUGGGACUUAACUCUCUAGUUUCUUCGAGAAUUGGGACUCUUUCUGGAGGCGAGAGAAAAAAGUUAAACCUAGCCACAGAGUUACUUGGGGAGCCCUAUUUCUUGUUUUGUGACGAACCUACCACCGGAUUGGACAGUUUCAAUGCUCUUUUAGUGAUAAAGACUCUCAAAAAUCUCUGUGGGAUGGAACAAGAGCCUAGGAAUGGAACAAAUUUCGAGAUGGAAAUCGUGACAUCGGAGAGAGAUCUCUGGGAACCUCAAUCGAAGGCAUUCCCAAAAGGUGUUGUCUGUUCAAUUCAUCAACCAACUUCUGACAUCUUCCACUGUUUCUCUCACAUAAUUCUCUUGCGUGAAGGAAGAAUUGUAUUCCAAGGAACCACAAGAGAAGCUGAAGAUAAGUUCCGCGAAGCUGGUUUUAUUUGUCCAGAAAACUACAAUCCCAUUGAGUAUUACGUAAAGAUUAUUGCUCAACAACCAGGGCUUGAUCUCACGACCAAUGAAUUACGAUCACGAGACUUUACAUCGAGAUCUUUGAGGAUUCAGUCUGGCCACUUUUCAACUCUUUGGAUUCUUCAAGUUUUCUAUCUUCUGCAGCGAUCGAGUUUAAUUACCCGGCGGACAAUGAGAGAGAUCAUCACCAGAAGCGCAAUUUACUUGAUCACAGCCUUUGUCCUGGCGCUUGUGUACGGCAAGGUCACAGGAAAAACGCAAACAUCUAUCCAGGAUGUCGAGGGGGCAGUCUUUAGUCUCUGUACAGAAGUAAUCUUCGGAAAUUGUUAUUUGGUGAUUGUAUCAUUUGCUCCCCAGCUACCAUUGAUCCGGAGAGAAACUGGUGAGAAACUGUUCAGCGUUUCUACUUUUUACACGGCUUCCGUUCUAGAGCAGAUUCCUCGGGCCUUCAUUGAGUCUUUCAUCUUCCUUGGUGUCGUGUACAUGUCCGUGGGUUUUUCUGGUGAUCUUUGGACAUAUUUUCAAAUGGGUAUAAGCUGCUCCUUGGCUGCUGUGGCAUCGAUGGCUUAUGGAUUCAUGAUUUCUGGUGUUUUCGUGAAUGAAAAGAUUGUGCAGGAAGUUUCUGUACCUCUUGAUACUAUUAUGUUGAUCAUGGGUGGAUUCUAUAUCAACGUUAGCAGUCUGCCUUAUCUGAAAUACAUUUCACUGUUUUUCCUCGCCAAUGAAGCACUUUCUGUGCAGGUUUGGCAGGAAAUUGACUACAUUGAAUGCACUACACCAACGAAUUGCCUUCGAAAUGGAACUGAUGUUCUCAACUACUACUCCUUGGGCACUGAUUCAGCCGCAAUCUGGAGAGACUAUUUGGGAUUCGCAAUCUGGUUCACCAUUUGUCACAUCCUCGGUUUUGUUGGUCUCAAACGGUACAUUCAGAAGGAAGGUUUCUACUGAAAAUUUAUUUUUCAUUUCCAAUCAAAUGCUGCGAAAUAAAAUUUAAUUUUUCUUAAGAA